CAAAAACGGUGGUCAGCUUUUACGUCACUACAAUAAUACAACUUUGGCGAACCCUACCCUCCAAAGCUAAUGGUCGCGGUUGGCGAUGGACUAGACACGGGCCAACUCGAUUUGGAAUCAAAUUCAAACGAAAAGUGCAUGUAAGCUGACGGUGACUACUCGUAUAGUGAAACGGCGCGCAAUUCAGUGAUUUUCAGUUUAUAUGGCGAUUUAAUUCUAGUAGUUUUUGGAAGAACACGUUUUGUGUAUGUGGCAAGUUCCUUUAAAAAAAACGGAUAAUAAUCAAGAAAGUUGAUUUUAAAGGGAAGAAAUUUUCCAAAAUGGAACGUCCCAGCGACCUUGAACUACGAAGACAACAAUUCAAAACACAACCCUCGACAGUACAAACUAGAAGACAGCAAGCUGUGUGUGUAAGAAGAGCAUGUAAAAAAUAUGGGACCAAGAGUAACCCAUAUGUUAUCUUGGAUAAUCUCAAUAUGACUGUACCUAAAGGAUGUAUAUAUGGUUUAUUGGGUGCCAGUGGCUGUGGUAAAACGACUUUGCUUAAUUGUAUAGUAGGAAGAAAAAGACUUAAUUCGGGUGAACUCUGGGUCUUGGGAGGCACUCCUGGAUCUAGAGGAAGUGGUGUUCCUGGACCUAGAGUAGGAUAUAUGCCUCAGGAAAUAGCCCUAUAUGGCGAAUUCACUAUUCGAGAAACUUUAAAAUAUUUUGGAUGGAUUUCAAAUAUGACCACCGAAGAGGUAGAAGCCAAAGUAGAUUUCUUCGUCAACUUAUUAAUGCUACCUGAUGCAGACAGACAAGUAAAAAUUCUUAGUGGUGGUCAACAGAGGCGAGUUUCCUUAGCAGCCACCCUUUUACAUGAGCCAGAAUUGCUGAUUUUAGACGAACCCACUGUUGGAGUUGAUCCAUUGUUGAGGAACAACAUUUGGAGCCACUUAGUAGAAAUCACUAAAAAUGGUAGAACUACUGUGAUCAUUACUACACAUUACAUCGAUGAAACAAGGCAGGCACAUUUGAUUGGCCUUAUGAGAGGAGGCUAUUUCCUAGCCGAAGAAUCCCCAUCAAGACUAAUUACCCAAUUCGGAGUGCAAAGUUUAGAAGAAGUUUUCCUUAAAUUGAGUGUAAUGCAAAACAUGGGCAAAACAAGAAGAUCCAGUAUAGCUCAGUCUGUUACUGAAAGCAUAGUAGUUCCAGAACUACCAGGCGGUACUGUUAACCAAGCGGCAGUUUUAGAUGACGAAGUUGGAGAGAUAUCUGGAGAGUUUGGAGAAAGUGUGUCAGUCACCAGUAGAACUGGAAGGAGGGUAUCCAUAGCACCGGAACCAUCAGCAGAACAUCCACCAGAACUACCUCCUGAUGAUGAACCCGAAGAAGUUACGUUUAAGGAUUACUUGAAAAUUGUUAAAUACAAUCACAUGAGGGCCUUAAUUUGGAAGAAUUUCCUGUGGAUGUGGAGAAACAUACCUAUGAUGAUGUUCAUCAUAGGUUUACCAGUAGGUCAAGCAAUACUGUUCUGUCUCUCUAUUGGUCACGAUCCUGUUGGUAUAAAAGUAUCAGUAGUUAACCAAGAAAUAGACUAUCCCAACGAACAUUGCCCUCAAAACGUUUUAGGAUGUAACAACACGAAGCUCAGUUGUAAUUAUUUGGAUUUCGUCGCUAGCAACUACUCUAUAGAAUGGGAAUUCGAAACAACGGAAAGUGCUGCUAGAAAAAGGGUGGAAAGUGGCAAAUCAUGGGCUGUUGUAGUGGUACCCCACAAUUUUACAGAUGCUUUAUGGGUCAGAGUUGAAGAAAAUAGAGAUGCACCCACUUCAGAUCUUUUAGCAUCAACUAUAAGCGUUUACCAAGACAAAUCUAACGAGAACAUAGCAUCAUUUUUGGACAGGGACUUACUUUUUGGUUUCCAAAGAUUUGUUGGCUCUUUAUUUGAAAGUUGUGGAUGGAACCCCAAUACUUUCCAGUUACCUAUAGCUUUUAAACCUCCUAUUUAUGGAUACGAGAAUCCGGAUUUUACGGAUUUUGCUGCACCUGGUGUAAUAUUGACUAUUAUCUUCUUCAUGGCUGUAGCCCUAACCUCUGGAUCCAUGAUAAUGGAGAGAAACGAAGGUAUUUUGGAACGAUCUUUGGUCAACGGCAUCAGUGGGACGGAACUUCUUUUUUCACAAAUUAUCACACAAUUUGUGAUUAUGUUUGGACAGACGAUUAUGGUGCUCUUGGUGGCUUUUGCGUUAUUCAAUUUGACCCAACAAGGGAACUGGAUCACAGUAAUGGCUCUUACUGUACUGGCUGGUGUAUGUGGAAUGUGUUUUGGUUUUGUAGUCUCCUGUGUAUGUGACAACGAAAGAUCAGCUACUUACAUGGCACUGGGUAGUUUCCUACCAAUCGUAAUGUUAUGUGGUAUAAUUUGGCCGAUAGAAGCCAUGAACGACUAUUUAAAGAUUGUAUCGUUUAUCCUUCCUCUUACUCAAGCUACCGAUAGCUUGAGAUGUGUGUUAGCCAGAGGAUGGGGAGUAACGAAUUCUGUGGUAUAUGGCGGAUUCAUUUCCCUGACUUCCUGGAUUUUCGUAUUCUUGACAAUCAGUAUUUUAGUACUAAAGUUCAAGAAGGGCUAAAAGAUUAUGAAGAAAAUAUAUUUUAUUUACCUAGUUUUCGUAAUUAUUGAGAAAUGUACUUGAUAUUGUUAUUACACGUUUUUCUCUAAAUGUUAAAUAAAUAAUUUAGUAUAACAUU
Molecule: messenger RNA, 2730 nt
Organism: Psylliodes chrysocephalus
Lineage: Eukaryota; Metazoa; Arthropoda; Insecta; Coleoptera; Chrysomelidae
Source: the annotation of a GenBank genome assembly